This is a messenger RNA of Xenopus laevis (African clawed frog), 6295 nucleotides long. RefSeq names its product phospholipase C beta 2 L homeolog (gene plcb2.L). The record is from RefSeq and is a predicted model, not a curated record. The coding region runs from base 210 to 3986 and encodes 1258 amino acids. Gene Ontology annotation, biological process: phospholipase C-activating G protein-coupled receptor signaling pathway; G protein-coupled receptor signaling pathway; phosphatidylinositol metabolic process. Gene Ontology annotation, cellular component: cytoplasm. The transcript has 32 exons. Gene Ontology annotation, molecular function: hydrolase activity; phosphoric diester hydrolase activity; calcium ion binding. NCBI's taxonomy places the organism in Eukaryota, Metazoa, Chordata, Amphibia, Anura, Pipidae.
UGCCCUCAUCCAGCUUGCAGUCGUGACAUGCUAAGUGUCCUAAGAGGUGGAAUAUUAUCUUCCCCAGCCUGCUCAUUUACAUUGCAGAUCCAUGGCUCCUAGAUCAUUUGCUUACGGUGCUUGAGGCAUGAAUAAAAGACUGGGGUUUGCAUGAUGUGACGACCCAAAAGAUACAGACUGAGCAUUGGUACAUUGCAUAUCAGUGCAGGAUGUCUAUGCUAACUCCCAUUCUUGCUCCCGUGGAGGUCAAACCCUACUUGUCCAAAGGAGAACGUUUCAUCAAAUGGGAUGAUGAAACUUCAGUUGCAUCUCCUGUUAUACUACGUGUCGAUCCGAAGGGCUAUUACUUGUACUGGACUUUCCAAAGCAAGGAAAUGGAAUUUCUGGAACUUACGAGCAUCAGAGACACCAGAUUUGGGAAAUUUGCCAAAUCUCCAAAGAGCCAGAAACUCCGAGAGGUCUUUAACUUGGACUUUCCAGAGAACAACUUCCUUGCCAAAGCCUUGACUAUUGUAUCUGGACCUGACAUGGUGGACCUGACCUUCCAUAAUUUUGUGUCCUACAAGGAAAAUGUUGGCAAGGCCUGGGCAGCGGAUAUUCUGUCAAUUGUCACAAACCCUCUGGUGUCCAACGCAUGCCGGUACUGCUUCUAUGAGAAGAUACACGUGAAGCUGCAGCUACAACUGAAUUCCGAGGGGAAGAUUCCUGUGCGCAAUUUUUACCAGAUGUUUCCUGCCGACAGAAAGAGAGUGGAACAAGCGUUAAUCUCUUGCCACCUAUCAAAGGGCAAAAAUGACGCAAUCAACCCAGAGGAUUUCCCUGAAUCCGUCUUCAGAACGUUUCUCAUGCAACUCUGCCCUCGGCCUGAAAUUGAUGAGAUCUUUACCUCUUAUCACUCCAAGGCCAAACCCUACAUGACCAAGGAACAUCUCACCAAAUUUAUCAACAACAAGCAGAGGGAUUCUCGCCUAAACGAGCUGCUUUUUCCUCCUGCGAAGAUAGAGCAAGUACAAGGGCUUAUAGAGAAAUAUGAACCCAGCGUUAUUAAUGUACAGAGAGGACAGCUGUCUCCAGAAGGAAUGGUCUGGUUCCUCUGUGGGUCUGAGAACAGCAUUACGUCUCUAGAUAAAAUUCCCAUCUACCAAAACAUGAGGCAGCCCGUCUCUCACUACUUCAUCAACUCCUCGCACAACACGUACCUCACAGCUGGUCAGUUUUCUGGAGUUUCGUCACCGGAAAUGUACAGACAGACGCUGCUUUCUGGCUGCCGUUGUGUUGAGCUUGACUGCUGGAAGGGGAAACCACCAGACGAAGAGCCAAUCAUUACCCAUGGCUUCACAAUGACCACUGAGAUCCUUUUUAAGGAUGUCAUUGAAGCCAUUGCAGAAUCUGCUUUCAAAACGUCUCCGUAUCCAUUGAUUCUGUCUUUUGAGAACCAUGUGGAUUCCCCAAAGCAACAAGCAAAAAUGGCAGAAUAUUGCCGAUCCAUUUUUGGAGAUAUGCUGCUGACAGAACCUCUGGAGAAGUAUCCGUUAAAACCAGGAAGCCCAUUGCCAAGUCCUCAGGAGCUGCUGGGAAAGAUCCUGAUAAAGAAUAAAAAGAAUCAGUCCUUUGCAAACACCGACAAAAAAGCAAACGUUUGCGAUUCCUUCUCUACAGAGCGGACUAAUUCCCUUUCCAGUGAAAAUUCCGAUGAGGGGCCAGAAGAGGGGAAAGAGGCAGAAAAUGAGGAAAUGACAGAAAACACAGAUGAAGAAGAGAUGAAGCAGAUACAGUCAGAUGAGGGUACUGCAAGUCAGGAGGCCACAGCUUAUGAGGAGAUGUCAAGUUUGGUCAACUACAUUCAGCCAAUCAAAUUCGACUCCUUUGAAGUCUCAGCACAGAAGAACCAAAGUUAUGUUGUCUCUUCAUUCGUGGAGACCAAAGCCUAUGAGUUACUGACCAAGUUCCCAGUACAGUUUGUUGAAUAUAACAAGAGGCAGAUGAGCCGUAUUUAUCCCAAAGGCACCAGGAUGGACUCGUCAAAUUAUAUGCCCCAGAUGUUCUGGAAUGCCGGCUGUCAGAUGGUGGCACUCAACUUCCAAACCAUGGACAUACCUAUGCAGCAGAACAUGGCGCUGUUUGAGUUUAAUGGCCGCAGCGGUUACCUUCUGAAACACGAGUUUAUGCGUCGGGUUGAUAAACAGUUUGAUCCAUUUACAGUUGAUCGGAUUGAUGUAGUGGUGGCCAAUACAGUUUCAAUAACAAUCCUUUCAGGACAAUUCCUCUGUGAAAAAUGUGUGAAGACCUAUGUAGAAGUAGAGUUGUUUGGGCUGCCUGGAGACCCUAAGCGUAAAUACAAAACCAAAUUAACAUCUGUACCAAACACCAUUAACCCAGUGUGGAAAGAGGAGCUGUUUGUGUUUGAAAAGAUUCUAAUGCCAGAGUUGGCUUCCCUUAGAGUUGCAGUAUUUGAAGAAGGAGGGAAGUUUAUUGGCCAUCGAAUCAUUCCUAUUGAUAUCAUCAGAUCAGGAUACCAUCAUAUUUGCCUUCGCAGUGAGAGUAACAUGCCUCUUACCAUGCCUUCUCUCUUUGUGUAUGUGGAAGUAAAAGACUAUGUACCAGAUGUCUGGGCAGAUCUCAGUCAUGCUCUGACUAAUCCCAUCAAACAUUCCAAAGCCAAUGAAUGCAAGCCAAUUAAAGUAAAAUGUGGGACAACAACAUCUUCUGAUGAGAUCUCCAGCACUUCCCAGCUCAAUGGUAUCCCUGGGCCCUGUAAAUCCUUGAACAAUUCUGGGCAAAAUGGACCAGCAGGCUUGCCCAGCAGUGGGGUACAGGAGGCUGCAAAAGAAAUUACAGAGCUACAAACUGCCAAUGAGGAGGAGUUGCAGAAACAGAAGGGAUUCCUAAAGCUUCAGAAGAAGCAAGAGAAGGAGCUGAAGGAGCUGGAGCGCAGGGCUCUGAAGAGAAGAGAGGAGAUUAUACAGAAAUAUACCAGUGUCUUCUCUGACCUCUACACCCAGGCUAACAAAAGGAAAAACAGCUUACGUAAAGGGCAGAAAAAGAAGAGUAUACCUGAUGAGGAUUAUGGCGCAGUGUGGGGAGCUGGAGAAAUACCUGGCAAGGGGGACCCCCAAGUUCUAGAGAUGAAGAAGAAGAUGGAAGAGGAACUGACAUGUCUUGGGGAGGAGCAGUAUGAGACUAUUCUAAGGAAAAAAGAGCAGCAUUCUAAUGAGCAAAUCUCCAAGCUGAUUGAGCUGGCACAAGAGAUGCAAGUGGUGGAGCUAAAAGCCCUCAAGGAAUCUGCAGAAAGUGAUACUAAACAGAUGAAGAAGAAGUUGGAGAUGAAGAGGCUGGACAGGCUGGAGUGUGUGAGCAAAAAUACCAUGGAAAAAGCUUCCCAGGACAGGUUAAAAAAAGAGAUAAAUAACUCCCAUAUCCAAGAAGUGGUGCAGGUUCUACAACUGGUAUCUGAUAAAUGGGCUAAAAACCAACAAACGUUAGAGAAAAAUCAAACUGAAGGUCUGCAAAAGAUCAAGGAAAGGGAAGAUCAGGUUCAAAAGGAAUUACAGGAAGAAUACAUAGGAAAAAUAAAUUUGUUGGCCGCUGAAGUGCGAGACUUGGUGUAUAACGCGAUGGUGAACUUUUUCCCUACUGAAGCCAAAAGUCUUAAAAAGGAGCCUAAAAGUUCUGCAGUGGAGAAAUGGGAGGCUCUCAUAGCUAAAGUGAGCAAUGUAGAGACCUUUGUGUCCAGUCUAACAGGAAACAAGACAAAUGAUCUAAAAGAUGAAAAAUUAUCUGCAAUGGGGAUUGUAUGGGACGGGACAGCUGCUUCAGAUCCAGCGCGAACUGAAACUUCCACACCAGACUUGGCACUAAGUGAAACACAGAACUUGUUGCAAAAAUCUUCCAUAAAUACAGAUAAAGCAGCAACCCUAGAGGAAUGUUCUCCAUGUAGCGAGGACAGCAAAGAAGAAGAACCUGCAGAGAUGGUGUCUAUACAUUGACUGUUGGUUGAAUCGAAAACCAAAAAAUACUCUAACACUUUGGGAUGUGGCUGGACAAGUAAAAUCCAGGUAACUGGCACAGAUAUUGUGCAGGCUGGAAUCAUUCAGCAGAAGAUAGAUUCUAAGCAUGAGGACAAUUAGCCUGUGAGUCAUGUAGAAAAAUUUAGAUGGAGUCUGUUUUCAUUUAAUUAUUUUGUAAACUCAGAGGUGUCUUAUGACACCAUGGGUAGUCCUGUGCGUCAUUUUUCUAAACAUUUUAUAGCACGGACAUCAAACUGGUGUAAAUUACAACAAUCCCAUACUGGAAAGUGGUGCUGACAAACUGCUAUAGGGUAGAAUGUGGUCAUCGAUGAACUAUAGCUUAGAGGAAAGUUUCAUAGUCUUUCAUCCUGAGGAGUUAAAAGCAAUCUAGAGUGAGAUUGGGGUCAAUAAUAUCCAAGAUAGUCUUGUAAAUAUAACAAGAGUGACUGUUAUGACAUCAUACUUGCAGGGCCUGAUCAAGUGUUGCAUUAUAACAAUGGACCAGAAAAAAACACUGGUCUAAAUGUUAUGUAUCAAUGACUAUGGGUGGGUAAACGUUCUCAAAAUAUGUACUAAACUAUAAGCUUUUCUGCAUGAAAAUACAUAAGCCUUUUUGAAGUAGGUCUGAUGUUCACAGAGAAGUGCUGCUUUCUGGUCAUUCAUUAUUAAUUGUAAGAGGAAAUGAGGAUUAUACUGACCUCCACAAUAUGUUGGUGUCUCUCAUGUGCGUUUGGGUAUCAGGUAUUCUCUUUGAAAAACAUUGUAGAAUGUGGUCUAUACAGGAUUUUAAUGAAUACAUGACGAUAUUUCCAAAGCCAUGCACUUUCCCUUGCUCUAGUACUUUGACCCUCAUCUCAUCUCCUGCUCUUCGCUUUUAAAAACUCUUGCAUCUCUCUUCUCUUCUUGAAACUUAGAGCUGUCUUGUCUUCUCUUUCCAUUAGGGAUGCACCGGUUUGGGAUUCACCAUGGGUUCGGGGAUUCGCCCCCCAAAUAGUGGAUUCAGUGCAUCCCUACUUUCCAUAGCUAACAGAUGUCUCCUAUUGCCCCUAGCUACCAGUUAUCUUCUCUCACUCCUCAUAAUCAGCUGCCUUCUCUCACCCUAGUUCCCAGGUCUAGUAUCUAACCCACUGGACCACAUUUCUUACCCAUGUUCCUCAUUUCUUCUCUUGCUUUCACUUCAGACUUCUUCUCUUACCCUACCUUGGUUCAUUUCUCUUUCCCCCAACUCUUGCCCACAUUCUCAACAGUCUUUGGCUGAUCAAGUUACCAUGUCUCUUUAAUCUAGGUCUCCUUCAUCUUAUCUUGAACAAGCUUCCAACUCUAAUCUCUUUACUCACUCCUCAACUUUCAGUUCUUACUCCAGCUCAUUUUUCUUACCACUGCUUUCCUUUUCUUGUGCAAAGACUUGGCUCCCACCCCUUCCUCCUUUCCUACCUUCCCCAGGUUCCCAACUCUGCAAUCCAAUCUCUCAACUCUCUCCAGAAUUAAUCUUUCUCAGUAUGGUAAGAGACACAAAUAUCCACCAAACCAUAUAUGCUGUACUCAUGAAAUCAGAGUAGUUCCCACAUUUACAAAUUGGAGGUUUAGAGUAUGCCAUGUUGGUAAGCUAAAUUUGGGUUAAAAAGACCAAAGUCCAUCAGUGCACAGAGUUACAUAGUUGUGCAUAAGAUGAUGCAUAAUCUCUCUAAGGAGCUGAAGGAUGUUAUUUAUAUAUAUAAAAGUAUACAGUGAUACAAAUGAGGGACUAUAUAAACCUGCCAUAUGCCUACUACCUGGUGUAUUGGUACAUUAAAUGCCCUAUAGAUAAAAAAAACCAAUAACAUGAUAUAUUUAAAAGCUUAGAAUUGCUGAUCCAAUGGUCAGUAUAAAGAAACAACAUGGCUGCUCCAACUCAGAUGGAAAAUAAAAACACACAAAGAAGAAUGUUCAUUGCAAAGCUCUAUAGCAACAAGAGCAAAUGAUUUCAGUCUUAUCAAAAAAAAGGUGGAACUUGAUGGACGUGUCUUUAUUUUUUUAUCCUCAACUGCUAUUUGCCACGAGGCAGGAGCCACAGCGCCAAGAGAACUGUACUGAUGAAUAUUGUACCUCUGCCUGUUUUAUUUACAAGUUCUAUUUAUUUUUAUAUGACGUUUUAUUUCCUAUUAGUUUUACAGGGGUGGCAAGUGUUUGGUUUCUGAAGCAAAUCGUAAAUAGUUUUGCUGUUUUUGUUGUAAAACUGGUGUAUAGGAUAAACAAUAUGGGUGUUAGAAAACCAAUGGUUAUAAUAAAUCAAUUUUUUUCUGAUUAAA